This is a messenger RNA of Diatraea saccharalis (sugarcane borer), 882 nucleotides long. NCBI's taxonomy places the organism in Eukaryota, Metazoa, Arthropoda, Insecta, Lepidoptera, Crambidae. The record is from the annotation of a GenBank genome assembly.
AUGUGCCAGGUUCUGUUUUGUGAAUGGGACGAGCCGUGGCGUGAACAGCGCAAGCACGCAGAUUCAGAGUUACAUCUUAUACCGAAGAUUAAGGCACAAGUGGUCUUCUCUAACAGUAUCAAAAAGGAUUAUAAACUAUUGCCGAGAUAUAAACUGAACAUAUCCUUGUCGAGCUUGAAGCUAAAUCUGUCGGAUCGAAUCAUCAGCCUUCUAUUAGACUUCUGCGACAAUUUACCAGUGCCAGUGCCUAACACAGUGCCAGUGUCAUUCAUGGAUUCGGGAGAUUACGUGGAAGACAUUGAAGACCCUGAACUGAUGGAACUAUUCCAAUUGGAUACGGUGAACGCCGACCCUGGGUAUAAAGAGUUAGUCAAUCUAAGGCAGAAGAUUGUCAAUGCUUACUUGAGUCGGCAUAGGGCCGCUGAAUCUACAUUUGACAAGGCCGGUGCGCGUUUAGGUUUCCAAGAGUCGACGCAAGCUUUCGUAUCAUCGGAGCACAGUGACGAAGACAUGGAAGUUUACGCAAGAUCAGUAGACCUUCCCGGGUUCGACGACAAUGUAUCACCGAGUAACAAUAUCAAUAUGUUGCUGAGGUUUAUUAUCGGAGAGGUAGUCAUAAACCUGUCCCGGUCGACGGACCAGGUGGACCGUCCGUACAUAAUGUUGAACGUCAGCAAGGUCUGCUUGGACAUAGCGCUGAUGCAGUACGGGCCCGCAAUCCAACUGUCCAUUGGUCAAGCACUCCUCACUGAUAAACAGCAUCACAGCAGUACUGGACAGUAUCUGGAGCUGUUCACCAGUUCUGGCGAGCUGUUUAAUUUAUUGUACCGCAAGGUGAGGAAACAUAUUAACCUCUGUAUAAUGUUUGAAGACAAUAAUUAA